ACCAAGCACCGGAAGUCCCGGCGCAAGAAACCGAAGAACGCCGCUAUCGCCGGCGACUCCAAAGUAAAGGAAAUGACAAAUACCUGCAGCGAAUACCGGAAGGAGAUACAUAAGCCCUUUAUCUUAUCAACGAUGCAAACAGCACCAUCGUAUCCCGUAACGAUACAGAAUCAGACUAACUCAAGCACAGCUAUACGACCUAGAUCUCUUUAUACCGCACACAAUUAUCAUGCUCAAUCUGAAGAUCCCACCAAUUUUCAACGGUACAGCGAGUUGUCCAAGUACUUCGAGCCCCCGGCCGAACAAUGGAACGGGCUAAAUGGGGGAACCGCGUAUUCAGGAUCGGCGGCGAUCUGGCGACAGCCUAGGAAGUCGAUCGGCGGACCUUAUUAUGCUACCGACGAAGCUUCCAUUUAUACGGAAAACUGGAGGGAGCAUGAUACUGACGCCGGUGUCGGCGGUGUUGUUGCCACCCCCCACGGUACCAUAUCAUUGAGGCUGCACAAUAGGAUACGCGUGGACAUGACCAUUGAUCGCGCCGUCAGGGUCAUCAACUUUAAGAACAACAUUGUCCUAUCGCUGAGCGGCUCCGGAGCGGCUGCCGCCUUGCUACAUCCCAAUGGUAGGAUAUAUCAGUACGGUUCCCGAGUGGAGAUCGUCGCCCACGACAUGCAUGGCAAUAACAAAUAUGCGAAAAUGUGGUAUAAGGGAGUCAGUUUCACAUCGGAACAAUGUGCGCUCGUUUAUCUGGUGGACACGGCUGGGACUAGGACUACAACGGACUCCUUCUCGGAUAUGAGUCAGGACUUUUCGCUGAGUGUCUUUUACUCAGAUUCUCGUCAUGGACCAACAUGUUUGCAAGAAGCUGCGGCACAUCUCAGUACAGCUCAGUAUUGGCAAACAGAUGAAGGAGUUGAGAAUUGGAUUAUCAAUAAUAUCAGAAUAUCCCAGACGCCCGAUGGCCUCGUCAGAAUUGCACGAAAUAGCAACAAGUACCAACUACGUACAUCACCUAGCAACGGCACAGCGUCAUUGACAACGCCUUUUCUACACUGCACUGCAUCUCUGGGUCAAACGUCACAUCUGUUCGUGCGUCGUGGCGAACGUCGCAUGCACUACGACGGCACCAGCUUUAUAGUAAGAAAUGCGGGUCAUAGCGCCGGCUUUGAUGACAAUAACCAAUUAAAGGUCUACUAGAAGAGCGCUACGCGAACUUGAUUUUUUGCUUG
Molecule: messenger RNA, 1229 nt
Organism: Formica exsecta
Lineage: Eukaryota; Metazoa; Arthropoda; Insecta; Hymenoptera; Formicidae
Gene: fest
Exons: 7
Coding region: 73-1197 (374 amino acids)
Source: RefSeq, a predicted model, not a curated record